This is a messenger RNA of Clunio marinus, 3591 nucleotides long. The record is from the annotation of a GenBank genome assembly. NCBI's taxonomy places the organism in Eukaryota, Metazoa, Arthropoda, Insecta, Diptera, Chironomidae.
GAAAAAUGAAAAUUGAACAAUUUUAAUCAUUUUGCAGAAAAUUGCAAAUAAAUUUGAAUUUUUAAGAUUUUAAAUAAACUACUUGAAACCAUAAGACUUCGGGUGAUCUAAAAUAGCAAAAAUAUUUUUAAAAUUUAAAACAAAUAAGGCUAGAAAUCUUUUUGUUGCCGUUUCUUUUCCUAUUUUUUUCUUGCACAACCAAAAUACAGACUGGCUUUGUGCGAAGUUCCAGAAAUGAGUGUUGGCUUAGUGGAGCAGCCAUCACUGGAAGUUGAAGCUCCACUAGAAACAUUGAAUAUACCUGAGGAACAACCUGCUGAACUUGCUCCAGAUCCUAACACCCCACUUCGGAAGCGUCAGAGACAUAACUUCCAAGAUGUAUACAAUACAAAACCCUCCUUAGCACCUAUACGAGCAAGUGGUCGUAUUCGAAUCAAAAUGACAGCAGCAGCUGAACAGAAGCCACCCGAACCCAGUGUGAAACCUGUGAAGAUCGUUUUUAGCCAAAACAGCAAUAAGCAAAGAAGAAAAGUAAAGAAACUAAAAACUGAUCUCUCCAGUGAGCUUGCAAUUGAUGUGAAACGUCCAAGUAGUGUGCUCGUUGACACUUCAAUUCGUGCACUUCUCACCAAUGUUGCAUUCUCUCAACUUUCACCUGAGAAUCAAAAGAUUCUUAUAGAAAGUCUACCAUUAGUCGAUCGACCGACACCACCAUCGAAAGAAAAUGAAUGUGUCGAGUUGAAUCCUUCGAGUAUAAACAACGAAUUCUUUAAUAGAGCGUGCAUUGAAUGGCGAGAUCGACUAUCAAAUGGCGAAUUUACAAACGAACAUCAAACAAAACUUCGAGCUGAACACGAGAAAGAAAAAUCAAAAAUUGAUCCAUGGAAAGCAAGAAACUUUGAAGGUAUUUGGGGAAUAAAAUCAAAUGGUCACGGUUUGGUAAAUGUCGGUGCGAUGAUGGAGAAAAGUGCGAUGGAAAUGAAAGAAAGAGUUGAACAAGGAGAUUUUGAAAUUCCCGAGGGCUUCAUCAGUGAAGUAUGGAAAGGAGAACAAAAUGAAGAUGAAAUUUCAGAGAUGAAAGAUGAAUCAACUGAUUUGAAAUGGGAGAUUGAGUCUUCACCAUCGCAAUCACAAUCACCAUCUCAAAAUCCUUCAAUUUCUACUUCCCAACCAACUCCACCUGAAGCUGUAAGUUCAACACAACCAGAACCAUCGGAAUCAAUUGAAACUCCGUCCCAUGUAACACAAAUUAUGGUUGUGAACUCUCCCGAGUCACUUUACGACCAACCAGUGAUUGCUGAAGCGACAAGCAAACACGAUUAUUUGAAGAAUGUGAUUGAACCCGAGCCAAGUGGAAUGGAAGAAAUGGACGUGAAUUUUGACAAUGAAAUGGAAUGUGCUUUGGAUAAUGAAACUGAUGAAAGUGCAGCUGAAAACACUGACGAAUCAAUUCGAAAUGAUAAUAUUGAGACACUACCAAGAAUUGUUAAUAAUACUCCAAGAAUCAUCGAAACAAAUUCUCGAAUCAAUUCUUACGAUUCGGAAUUACCACAAGAAAUAUUCCACAAACCUGAAGAUGUUGCUACAACAUUUCAACCAAACAAUAGUUCGAGUGUUCUCAUCAACAACUUUGUUCAUCAUCAAGAGCCUGUUUUAGUGCGGCAAGUCAUCGAACAAGCUCCAACACGCUACAGUCGAGCUUUAGUGAUGCAAGAUGAACAAAAUGAAACUCCAGUUUAUAACAAUGAAGACUACGGUCAUGAGGAUGCUGACAUUGAAGAUACGCGGGCGUAUCGAGAUGAAAUUCAUAUGAACGUACCGAAAAAUGUGAAACUUCUCGCUUUUCCUUCCGGUGUUAAAUAUAAUGAAAAAUACAUUAUUGAAGAGACCCAACCACAACAAAUUCAUGCGACUACAAGUUUCCGUACAAACGGCUCACAACCAAUUCAACAGAUUCCUAACUCCUACUUUGUUCCCGGCACUAACUUUACGUACAUUUCUAAGAUGGGAAAUAAAAUAGAGAAUGCAGAGCCAACAAGAAUCAUUAAACAAGAAGCUAAUAAUAAUCAAGGACAGAUGAAACAGAGAAUUAUUUAUGAGAUUGCGACAGAGCCGAAAUUUGAGCCUCAACCGCAAGCUCAUCAUGUUACAUUUGCUGCACCACCACAACAAGAAAUCUUUCAUCAAAUGGUGAAACAUCCAAAUGGAACGACGACAAUUUACGAGACAACAGCUCCAGCUGCAAAGAAGACAAUUAUCCAAAGGAAGAAAACGGUCGAUCCUUACACCGUUCAAGUUGUUGCAAACAACAACACAAUUAUUCUGACACCAAUUGGAAGUACAACACAGCAGACAGUUCAACAGCCUCAAAAAUCUAUUGUGCAUAUUCAUCGAACCGCGCCGAUGAUACAAACGACACCUCAACCUGUUCAGUUUCUGUCAGCACCGCAGACUUAUCUCAAGAAACAAACAAUCAUUCACCCGCAAAUGACAACUCAAAAGAACCAACAGCAGCUACAACAACCCAAAUUCACGACAGUUAUCCGAACAACUUCGAUGUCUCUUCCACCACAACCACAAGUCGUGACCACGGUGUCGUCAAAGAUUCAACGACCAAUUCAAAAACAAAAAGUCAUCAUGAGUACUAGCAGCUUGCAACAAUAUCGAUACAAUCAAAAGCCUGGACCUUCUGGUCACGGAUCUAGAAAACAAUUACAUCCCCAACAUAUCAUUCGACCAUCGCCAACAGCAACGACAGCGACAGUUAUUCAUCAUCAGAUGACAUCUGAACCAAAUACGAAUCAAAUUCCAGUCAUCUUACCAACAGCAAGAAGCGAUCAUGUCAUCAUGUCAACAGCAAUGUCAAAUCAUUCGAAUCAAAUUCCCGCCGCACAACCAACAGUUGUCACAAUUGGUCCACCGCCAUGCAUUAAUAACAUUUAUGUUCGUCCAAAGCGGCCUCAACAAAUCUUUCAAACAAAUCAUCAACAUUUGAGUAACAUGAUGAGUUCCAAUCCCAGUAACAACAACAACAUCCCCAACAACAAUCUUACCAAUAAUAAUUUAAAUAAUCAACAUCAACAACAAUCAAUGAUUGCUGCACCGCCACGAAUGAGACAUCAACAGAACAAUCAACGACCACCACCUGGAACGGUCAAUCUCGAAAGAAGCUACCAGAUCUGUCAAGCUGUGAUUCAAAAUAGCACAAAUCCAAAUCGUCAUCAACUGAACAACCAGUUGAAGCCACCACCACUGAUGGGACAAAAGAAGUUUUAAAAAACGAUGAAAAAAGCCUUCAAACAUGCAAAUGACGUGAUGUCGCGAAUUCAUACACGUUUUAAAUGUUCAAAAGGUCGAUGGCGCUAACGAUUUUCUCUUUCUUUGUUUCCUUUUCUUUACUUCCCUGUUUCUUUAUUGCAUUUAAUAAUUUGCAUCUUUUACAUGUUAAUUGCAGCCCAAUAAAUGCAGACCCCCAGUGAGAGAGAUCAUAAAAUUAUAAAAAUCUUUGUAAAUUAAUCUUUUUUUAACAACAAAUAUUUAAUAAUAACAAAAUUAGUAAAAAAGAAGAAUAAAGUUAUUUAAAUUCAUAAA